CACUUGCAUGUGCGCAUCGAUGAAUCCAGGAAGCACAUGCUUCCCACCAAGAUCGGUCACUUUCGCACCAGCAUCGUGGUAUGAUUGAACGACUGGAUCGUCAGAACUGCCAACAAAGCUGACCUUGCCAUUUUGAAUGGCCAACGUUGUGUGAAACCGUGCUUCCGGUUGCACCGCGCCGCUGUUCAAGAAUCGACCGUUGGUAAAAAGCGUAGUAUUAUGAAUAUCAGACAUGACUGGAAUCUGUAACUUGAGAAGAUUGUGUUACACGAGUGACGAGGGGUAGCUAUCUGAUGGACGUGCAUGUGGAGCCUUAGAUCCGGUUCAUCGCCGGUACCCCACCUUCAGCUAUCCUUAUCAGGCCUGCGCCCUACGCCUUACCAUUCCACCCUCCGGUGUCGCCUUGAACUUGAGAAGCCAGCAGGUCGGCCAAAUUGAUCAUGGCAAGCGUACCAGACAGUACAACAUACGAUGAAGCCCGGAACGGCGCCGCCGCGUAUCUUCAAUCGAGACUUUCGGCAAAGGAUCAUGUCACCGAUGAGAACUUUGAGAUACCCAUCAUUGAUCUGACUCCCUCAUUUUCUGUCUCUCUUGAAAGCCGUAAAGCAGUCGCAGCCCAAAUUCGACAAACGUGUGAAACCGUUGGGUUCUUCUACAUCACAAAUCACCAGAUCCCCGAAGCAGCCUGUAAUGGAAUCUUGCGCCAAGCCGAACGCUUUGUGCAUGAGCUCCCGCAGAGUAAGAAGGAAGAGCUACAUCUGAGGAACAACAAGUUCGGCCUGGGGUGGGAGCCAAGUGAAUACACGUCGAUCGCGGGUGACAAAGAAGAGAAAGAGGUGUUCAACUUCGCGUAUGAGGCGGCGCUCGAUCCUACUGGUGGCGAUGGAAAAUACAAAAAUCUGGACGGGUCGACAGAGAAGGCCAACUUGUGGCCGAACGAGCAGGAUUUGCCUGGGUUCUACCAGGGCGUCAAAGAUUACUAUGGCGCUGUACUUAGUCUCGCCCGUCAUUUGUUCCGGCUGUUUGCGCUCUCGCUCGAUCUCCCUGAAGACUACUUUGACUCUAUGACCACACACCCUGGUGGCAUCGCACGACUCCUCUACUACCCACCUCCUAGAACGUCUCUUACAAAUAACCCUGUACCAACACAAGAGGAGCAGAUUGGGCUCGGCGCUCAUUCAGAUUACGAGUGCUUCACGUUGCUCCUCACUUCCGAGACUCCAGGUCUCGAAGUUUUGAAGCCUUCCGGUCAAUGGCAUAUUGCUUCGCGGGUUCCUGGUGCCCUAAUCGUAAACGUCGCUGACUUUCUGAUGCGCUGGACAAAUGGGCUCUAUAAGAGUACGGUGCAUCGUGUCGUGAACAGGAGCAUGGAGGCGAGGUAUUCUGUGCCUUUUUUCUUCAGUUGCAACUAUGAUACAGUAAUUGAGACGUUGCCAACAUGCCUAAAAGAGGGUGAGGAAAAUCGAUGGAAACCGGUCAGGGCCGGACAGUACAUUCUGGAAAGGUUGAAUGCUACGACGGAAUAUGGUGCAGGCUUCCAACAGAAUGGAGGGAAGUAAUAGCAGGAUCGCGAAGACGAAACCCGGCCAUGGCAUCUAUGUUAGUGAAACAGCAAUUGACAAAGAGUCCUUGCGCACCUCAUCAACAACAUUGCUCUGACAAACGCAACGAGCUUCGUCUCAUGCAACAUGGCGAAUCUGACGAGCCUCUAUCAUCUGCAAAGUUGAAAUCAUAUGGAUCUGAAGUACAGCUCUAUCUAGGAAACUUAUCGUGCUUGUGCCAGGCGCCCAAAUCAUAAAGCCUGUGUUGCGAGAAGUGUUUACGGGGUUACGAAUAACAACAUCCACGAUAUUUGCAGCGUACUACUUGACCAGACUUACUGGGAAUUGCACUCAAAUGCGUACGAAGGACAUAGUUCACAAUCCUGGGUCAGAAUGGUCCUUAC
This is a messenger RNA of Alternaria alternata, 1945 nucleotides long. Its product is annotated as Clavaminate synthase-like protein. NCBI's taxonomy places the organism in Eukaryota, Fungi, Ascomycota, Dothideomycetes, Pleosporales, Pleosporaceae. Gene Ontology annotation, molecular function: dioxygenase activity. The coding region runs from base 441 to 1559 and encodes 372 amino acids. The record is from RefSeq and is a predicted model, not a curated record. The transcript has 4 exons.